AUGGCCGCUUCCGAGACCACCGCAUUCUUGAUAAGCAAUGCAUUCUUCCAGCUUUCGCGCAAUCCACCAGUGCUGCAGCGACUCCGCGAUGAAGUGAACUCAUUGGGGCCAUCGAAAGCAGUGGAGCUGGAUUUUGAGCGGUUGUCAAGCAUGAAGUAUCUUCGGGACGUCCUGAAUGAAACCUUGCGCUUGCACCCCAUCUUCAGUCAAAUGUUUCGAGUCGCCCUCAGAGACACGAAGCUUCCUUUAGGUGGAGGUCCCAAUGGUACUUCGCCUGUCUACGUCAGAGAAGGGACAGUAUUAGCGACAUCCUUCUACACUCUUCACCGUCUACCUUCUAUAUGGGGCUCGGAUGCAGCAGACUUCAAGCCAGAAAGAUGGUAUACUUUCAAGCCGAACCCUUGGGAGUAUGUGCCCUUUGGCGGUGGAUCUCGCGCUUGCGUUGGACAGCAGAAAGCGCUGAUGGAAGCUUCAUACGUUAUUGUUAGGGUACUGCAAGAGUAUAGCCAUAUUGAGAGUCGUGAUGGAAGAGAAUGGGAAGGGCACGUUCAAAUGACUUCCAAGAGUGCAAAUGGAUGCAAGUUGUCUCUUACCAAAAAUUAG
This is a messenger RNA of Letharia lupina, 603 nucleotides long. RefSeq lists its product as uncharacterized. Gene Ontology annotation, molecular function: oxidoreductase activity, acting on paired donors, with incorporation or reduction of molecular oxygen; iron ion binding; monooxygenase activity. The transcript has 2 exons. The record is from RefSeq and is a predicted model, not a curated record. The coding region runs from base 1 to 603 and encodes 200 amino acids. Lineage: Eukaryota; Fungi; Ascomycota; Lecanoromycetes; Lecanorales; Parmeliaceae.